Molecule: messenger RNA, 690 nt
Organism: Anopheles darlingi
Lineage: Eukaryota; Metazoa; Arthropoda; Insecta; Diptera; Culicidae
Exons: 2
Coding region: 1-633 (210 amino acids)
Biological process (GO): nuclear-transcribed mRNA poly(A) tail shortening
Cellular component (GO): PAN complex; P-body
Source: RefSeq, a predicted model, not a curated record
AUGAAGAUGCAAGGCCCGUACCCUCGUCUUCGCAAUCAGAUACCGUACCCAAUGGAGGGUGGAACUGGUGCUGGCAGUUUGGGCACGUCGCAUCUCGCAUCUUCGGCUAAAGGCGGCGAUGUCGGCGGUGCAUCCGGUGGUGGACCUUGUAGCGGUACCAGUGAUCAGCAGGGUAAGGUAGAGGUCAAGUACAGUAAGCUCGGUAGCCAGGAUUUCGACUUCGAGCAGUACAACCAGACGGAACUCCCGAAUGCUUACUGUAACGCGAUGCUGCAGGUGCUGUACUUCAUCAUGAAGCUUCGCAAAGCGAUCCUAUCGCACUCGAAGGACAAGGAAGGAGUGGAGGAAGCAACAGCAUCCAGCUGGAUCACCAGGAGACCAAUCCGGAACCGGGGGAAUUGCCGUUUCGUUCAACGGAUCCAGCACAAGUACCAAGAUGUGUCGUUACGGGACGAACUGCUCACGAGUCGAUUGUCACUUUGCACAUCCACGCAAAUCUUCAACCUGCGUCAUAUCAGCAGCCCCGGCCGGAGGGGCGGCAGCCACGCAUCGUCAUCAAUCUGUUCCGACGGUGAAACCGAGCCACAUGAGCGUAGUCCGCAUCACGUGCAUCCGGGGACAGGGCGAGGAUGAGGUUGUCCCGUUCAUGGAUGAUUACAACUCGACGCAGGAACGCAGGUGGUCGACUAU